Molecule: messenger RNA, 2668 nt
Organism: Arabidopsis arenosa
Lineage: Eukaryota; Viridiplantae; Streptophyta; Magnoliopsida; Brassicales; Brassicaceae
Source: the annotation of a GenBank genome assembly
ACAUCUUUUGUUGACUGUUUAUUCGAGAAGAAAGAAACAAAGAUAACAACACCUUUUAUUAAAAACAAAGAUAACACCUAAAACCCAUUAGCUUCAAGCAAAGUUAUUUUGAUGAGGAACAACAUCACUCUCUCUUUUGAUGACAUCGAAGCUAAUUUCGCUCCGUCAGUGAAGGGUACAGGUGAAAUUGGAGUAGUUUAUGUGGCAGAGCCUCUUGACGCUUGUCAAAAUCUUAUGAAUAAACCAGACCAGAGCUCCAAUGAAACUUCCCCUUUUGUGUUGAUCGUUAGAGGAGGCUGUAGUUUUGAAGAGAAAGUGAGAAAAGCUCAGAGAGCUGGUUUUAAAGCUGCUAUAAUCUUUGACAAUGAAGACCGUGGAACAUUGAUUGCAAUGGCAGGUAACUCGGGAGGUAUAAAGAUUCAUGCGGUUUUCGUUACGAAAGAAACGGGAGAAGUGUUGAAGGAUUAUGCGGGUUUUCCCGAUACGAAAGUUUGGUUGAUUCCAAGUUUUGAGAACUCGGCGUGGUCGAUUAUGGCGGUUUCAUUCAUUUCGCUGCUUGCGAUGUCGGCUGUUCUCGCUACUUGUUUCUUUGUGCGUAGGCAUCGGAUAAGAAGGCGGACAUCUCGGUCCUCUCGUGUCCGUGAGUUCCAUGGUAUGAGCCGCCGCUUGGUGAAAGCAAUGCCGAGUCUUAUAUUCUCUUCGUUUCACGAAGACAACACUACUGCAUUUACUUGCGCUAUUUGCCUCGAAGACUACAUUGUUGGAGACAAGCUCAGGCUCUUACCUUGCUGUCACAAGUUUCAUGCUACGUGUGUUGACUCAUGGUUAACCUCUUGGAGAACUUUCUGUCCGGUGUGCAAAAGAGAUGCAAGAACGAGCACGGGUGAGCCUCCGGCUUCAGAGAGCACGCCAUUGCUCUCAUCCGCUGCAUCGUCUUUCACCUCUUCCUCUCUGCACUCUUCCGUCAGAUCAUCCGCACUAUUGAUUGGUCCUUCCAUGGGCUCAUUACCGUCUUCAGUCUCUUUCUCUCCCGCAUAUGCAAGCUCAUCCUAUAUCAGACAAUCGUUCCAAUCUUCCUCGAACCGUCGAUCUCCUCCAAUAAGCGUAAGUCGUAGCUCUGUGGAUCUAAGGCAACAAGCAGCUUCUCCAUCACCAUCACAGAGAUCAUACAUUUCCCAUAUGGCUUCUCCACAGUCACUGGGUUACCCGACUAUCUCCCCUUUCAACACGAGGUACAUGUCACCGUAUAGGCCUAGCCCGAGCAAUGCAUCACCUGCAAUGGCCGGAUCAUCAAAUUAUCCGUUCAAUCCACUGCGUUACAGUGAAUCAGCCGGAACUUUCUCUCCAUACGCCUCUGCAAACUCGCUCCCAGACUGCAUUUUAGAAUUCCCAUCUGCUUCAACUUCGAUGGAGCAUUCAAUAGACCCGGAACCGAAAUUGUCUGAUCCAACAUCGGAUCCAUUCAGUGAUGUCCUCGUAGCUUAUAAAAAAUGGGACUUUGAAGUGGGUUGUGCUCGGUUUAAGGAGAAUCAUAAAGAUUCGAUUUGGGGCAAUGUUAGUUCGGGUUCUUUACAAGAAUUUGGUUGUGGUAAGCUUAAGAUGGAUCAUGUCAAGGUUUUGGUUAAAGGGUGGACUUGGAUUCCGGAUAAUUUGGAAAAUUUGUAUUCUUGUCGUUGUGGGAUGACUUGUUUGUGGACUAAAUCAUCGGUUUUGGCUGAUUCACCUGAUGCUUUGUUGUUUGAGACAACAACUCCUCCGCUACAGAGACGUGUUGGAGAUCCGCUCCGUGUGUACAUGGAGCUAGAGGCUGGAAGAAAACGCUCAGGCCGUGAAGAUAUAUUCAUCAGCUACCAUGCCAAAGACGAUGUCCAAACAACUUAUGCGGGUUCACUCUUUCAUAAUAACAGAAACUAUCACAUCUCUCCACAUAAAAACAAUGAUGUUCUGGUGUAUUGGUCUUCUUCAAGAUGCCUCCCACACAGAGACCGUCUCGCAAAGAGCCUACUCGAUCUGAUUCCUUACCACUCCUUUGGUAAGUGUCUUAACAAUGUCGGUGGCUUGGACGCAGCUCUCUCUAUGUAUCCAGAGUGUGUCGCCGACUCCAACGCUGAGCCAAAAUGGUACGGCCAUCUUCACUGCGCUAUGUCACACUACAAAUUCGUCCUUGCAAUUGAAAACACAGCUGUUGAGUCAUACGUGACCGAGAAGCUUUUCUAUGCGCUCGACUCGGGUUCUGUUCCGAUCUACUUCGGAGCCUCUAACGUUCAAGACUUUGUCCCUCCGCAUUCCGUGAUUGACAGUAGCAAAUUCGGCUCGAUGCAGGAAUUGGCGGCGUACGUGAAGCGGCUCGGUGAUGAUCCCGUGGCUUACUCAGAGUACCACGCUUGGAGGCGGUGUGGACUGAUGGGGAACUACGGGAAAACCCGCGCAGUGAGUCUAGAUACAUUGCCGUGUCGGUUGUGCGAAGAGAUUAGCAGAAGAGGCGGCAAGAACGCCGGAGUUUGACGAGCAACGGUGGUUUUAGAGGUCCGGGAUUGAAACAUUUAGAGUGGUUACCUGGAAUCUGGGUGUAAAUGUUAUCUCAUGACCUAUUUCUAUUAUAUAACAACUUCUUUUUCCUAUAUAAUCUCACAUCAUAUAGUAAAUUUAAUAAAUCAUUCUUCAAUGG